This is a messenger RNA of Racocetra persica, 142 nucleotides long. The record is from the annotation of a GenBank genome assembly. Lineage: Eukaryota; Fungi; Glomeromycota; Glomeromycetes; Diversisporales; Gigasporaceae.
AUGGACAAGCCUACAGUUCUAACAAAACAAAGCAUUCCUGUCGCUAACAAUACAAAUUCUAGCUUCAGUUCACUCAACUUUGAUGAAAACACAAAGGCGUACAUCGAUACUGCAUGCCAAGCUUUAUCGAACAUGAUUAUUA